Molecule: messenger RNA, 480 nt
Organism: Phycomyces blakesleeanus NRRL 1555(-)
Lineage: Eukaryota; Fungi; Mucoromycota; Mucoromycetes; Mucorales; Phycomycetaceae
Exons: 7
Coding region: 1-480 (159 amino acids)
Molecular function (GO): zinc ion binding
Source: RefSeq, a predicted model, not a curated record
AUGGUGAAACUCGGCCUUUAUCUUAAAGCUGAUCUCGAGAAUGUGACCGAGCUUGUGCCUGUCGAAGAUUACGAAUGGCACUUCAAGGUUGAAUGUGGAAGUUGCCGUGAAGUUGAUGAGUCUUGGAUCACUUUUAAUCGUCAAGAUUCAUAUGAUAUGUCUGGAUCAAGAGGUACCGCAAACUUGGUGAUGCGUUGCAAAUUCUGCAAGCGCGAGUCAACUGCGCAAUUUGAAACUAAUGGAAAGGUUGUACCUUACACCAAGAGUGGAGAGUUUCAAAAGAUCGCAACCUUUGACUGUAGAGGAUUAGAGCUCGUAGAUUUUUCUCCUAGAGAAUCAUGGGUGGCAAAGGGCAUAGAAUCAGAUACCAAAUUUGAAGAUAUCGACUUGUUGGAAGGAGAGUGGGCUGAAUAUGAUGACAAGUCCAACGAGCCUGUAGGAAUAUCUGAUAUUGAAAUCAAGUUCAAGAAGGAAAAGUAG